Molecule: messenger RNA, 2976 nt
Organism: Symbiodinium necroappetens
Lineage: Eukaryota; Dinophyceae; Suessiales; Symbiodiniaceae
Source: the annotation of a GenBank genome assembly
AUGACCCACCCCAUGGGUCUUCUAAUAUGGAGUGUCUGGGGUAUGCGGCUCGCUGCCGGCGCCCCACACCUGCAAGCGACGCUGGAUUCAGCUGGUGGCUUUGCAGUGACGUUCGACGGCCUGCCUUGGUUGGAGGGCGGCGAGGUGCACGUCGGCCGGUGGUCCAGCCGCUCUGGCCUCGAGCUUCUUUCGCGAACCCGAACACCCGGCAGGGAUGCCUUGGGAGGCUACACAUCCGAGCAGAUGAUCUGGGGCCGCUCUGACACGAAGCGCCCGAUCAUGCAUGCAUCAAUUCGAGCUUAUGAUGACGACCCCAGCUUUCUCGUUUUCGAGCAGCUUUUCCCCGAGGAUGUGCACGUGGAUGCUGCGGCGUGGGGAACAAAACUGGCGGCGCCAGUGACCCUUUUCCCGAGCUUCAAGAGCCAGGGCCAUGCUGGCGAUCUUGAUUGCUUUGCCUACCACGGAGUCUUUCCCCAAAUGAAGAAGUGCAACUUGGCCAACUUCACGCCGACCCAUCAGGGAGGAGCACCCUUGGUCCUCUACAAUGCCACAGCCAGCGCUCGACCCAUGACCGUCUUCGCCCCACUAACAACGCCCAAGGCGCAGCACAUGUUCGCCGGUGACAAGUUGGUUGGAGCCGGUGUGAAGGGCACGGUUCCUUUCAUCCCGUCUGGAUGGAAGCAAAUGUUCAUCCUCUCCGCCGGCUUCGGUGUCCUUGAUGGCAUGAUGGCAUGGGGCGAUCGUAUGCUGAAGUUCACCGGGAAGCAGAGAGCGGACAUGUACAGGGACGACGUGGUCGGGAGCAUCGGAUUUUGGACUGAUAAUGGUGGGUACUACCACUAUGCAACUGGUGGCAAUGAGACCUACGAAGAGGUCCUUCCCAAAGUCAAGGAAUAUCACGACUCCUUGGGGAUCCCUUUCAAGCACUGGCAGUUCGAUUCUUGGUUCUACCCCAAAGAUGGCAAAGUAGAUCCCGGCGGCGGUGGUGGCGCGGUGGUGAACUGGACUGCGCUGCCCUCUGUGUUCCCUCACGGUAUGGCAUACAUUCAGUCCAAGCUGCUCGGAAUCAAAAGGAUGCACAACCGUCAGUGGUCACCCACUUCGGAUUAUGUGAAGCAUGAGCCCUUCAAGUGGUACACAUCUCCGAAGGCAGCAGUCCCGGAGGAUCCGGAAGCCUUCUUCAGGUGGUUUUUUACACAGCAAGAAGGAUGGGGACUGGCCAUGUACGAGCAGGACUGGAUGUGCACGGAGUACGACAACGUCGAGGCCCUCCAGACCAAUAUCUCCAUGGGCGAUCUUUGGCUUCAUGGCAUGGCUGCCGGAGCAGAGAGCAGUGGUCGCACAGUGCAGUACUGCAUGCCAUAUGCAUACGAUGUCCUAUCUGCCUCGGCAUAUCCGGCCGUAACCAACGCAAGGGCAACAGACGAUUACAUUGGGCGCGACAAGCAAUGGGCGAUCGGAGCUACGUCGAUGUUCUACUGGGCGAUUGGCAUUCUGCCCUUUAAGGAUGGCUUUUACUCCAGCCGCUCGGUCCAGAAGCGCAACUGCAACCUCCCGCAAGUGGGGGGCCAGGUGGUUGGACCUGAAACCGCUCCGAACCGUGCUGCACUGAUGGCAGUGCUAUCAGGUGCGAUGGUAGGACCGAUGGAUGGCAUCUACCUCUUGAACUUCACUCGCGUCAUGUCAACGUGCAGGGCAGAUGGUAAGGUGCUCAAGCCAGAUCUGCCCAUUAUGCCGCUGGAGUCCUGCUUCAACGCAGGUGUCGAUCCAGCUCGAGGCUCAGCACUCGAAUCGCUGGCUUUGGCCCUUUGCGGCCCGAUGCUUUCCCCGUUGAUGGGAACAGGUGCUGGAUGCCACAACUACUUCAGCUACUCUGACCUACCAGGCGCUGGCCGAAACUUCUAUCUCUUCAUGGAUCGGCCGGGCCAACUUCACCUCCGGGACGUCAUGCCGGCAGGACCUGGAGCAUCAGCCUAUGCGGUCUAUGAUUGGUACGGGAGGGGCGUCGUGGCGUGGCUGGAUGCGGCAGCGCCGGAGUCGGCCUUCAGCGUGCCGGGAGGAUACGAAAAACACAGCUAUGCAUUGCUGGCACCGGUGAUCCGCAGCUCGGGAUGGGCUUUGAUUGGCGAGAGGGCGAAGUUGGUGCCGACAUCCUCUCAUCGCUUCCGUGUUCUCGAUGCCAAGUCGGGAAUGCUGUCAGUGGAAGUCAAUGGGGUCGCAGGUGAAGCAGUUGAAGUUUGUGCUGCGGAACGGCACUCCGGCUUGCUGUGCAAGGAGAUUCGCUUCACGCAAAGUGGUUCGCUUGCAGUGAAGUUUGCUGCACAAGACAGCCCUGCCAUGUCCGUUGGGGCCGUCUUGGCCGCUCGGAAUGCUUGCGGCUCUGGCUCCAAGUCUGUCUCCUCGGGGAUGUCCGGGUACCGAUCCACUCGAUACACCUAUGGCUACGAUCGCCACGAAGCGGCGGUGCGCGAGUUGCAACGGAAGGCAAGGCUGCAUUUCACAAUCCGAGACUAUGACGUGCAGGGAAAGGGCAGGCUGGAGCGGAGCCAGUUGGUGCAGCUGCUAACCGACACCGACUCCUCCACCCCGCCAGGAACUCCACCAACCGAAGAGCAAGUGGAGUUCCUGCUCAAGCUAUGUGAGGUGAAGGAGGAUGGUUGCAUUGCAACAGCAGAGCUGGAAGAACUGCUGUCUUGCUGGUACACCUACACCGACAAACGUCACGUUUUUGAUGCCAAGCUUGAGAAGUAUGAUGUUUCAAAGACUGGAAAGCUUUCCAAAGACGAACUCAAAGCCUAUCUCACAGACCUGAAUGGUGGCCAUGAUGUUCAAGAAGCAGACGUGGACUGGGUCAUGAAAGCUUCGGAUAUCAUCAGGGAUGGCGGACUCAACAAAAUGGAACUUGAGUUGGCCACGUCACUCUGGUACGGGUUCGUAGAUCGAAAACCUGAGAGCCAGUGUUGCACCACGUCCUGA